Penaeus indicus is the source of this 2099-nucleotide messenger RNA. Its product is annotated as hemocyanin subunit-like. Lineage: Eukaryota; Metazoa; Arthropoda; Malacostraca; Decapoda; Penaeidae. The transcript is spliced from 2 exons. Gene Ontology annotation, molecular function: oxidoreductase activity. Bases 144 to 1943 code for a protein of 599 amino acids. The record is from RefSeq and is a predicted model, not a curated record.
AAAAGCAGCAUGACAUCAACUUCCUGCUGCACAAAAUCUACGGAAACAUCCGGGAUCCUGAACUGAAAGCCAAAGCUGACUCCUUCGAUCCAGAGGCUGAUCUUUCACAUUACAGUGACGGCGGUCAAGCUGUCAAGAAUAUCAUGAAAGACAUUAAGGACCACAGAUUUCUCCAACAGAGGCAUUGGUUCUCCCUCUUUAACACCAGGCAUCGUCAUGAAGCACUUAUGCUCUUCGAUGUUCUCAUUCACUCCAAGGACUGGAAUACAUUUGUCAGCAACGCUGCCUACUUCCGCCAAAUUGUCAAUGAGGGAGAAUUCGUGUAUGCACUCUAUGUUGCCGUCAUCCACUCACCUCUGACUGAACACGUUGUACUUCCUCCACUCUAUGAGGUCACACCUCAUCUCUUCACCAACAGCGAAGUCAUUGAAGCAGCUUAUCGUGCUAAGCAAACACAGGUACCUGGUAAAUUCAAGUCAACUUUCACGGGGACCAAGAAGAAUCCUGAACAAAGGGUAGCCUACUUCGGAGAGGACAUUGGAAUGAACACUCACCACGUUACCUGGCAUAUGGAAUUCCCUUUCUGGUGGCAAGACAAAUACAGUCAUCGAUUGGAUCGUAAAGGAGAAAACUUCUUCUGGGUUCAUCAUCAACUUACCGUCCGAUUUGACGCCGAACGUCUUUCCAAUUACUUGGACCCUGUGGGAGAACUUCACUGGGGAAAGCCCAUUGUCCAAGGUUUUGCCCCUCACACUACUUACAAGUACGGAGGUCAGUUCCCCUCUCGUCCCGAUAAUGUUAACUUCGAGGAUGUAGAUGGCGUUGCCAGAAUUAGAGACUUGCUCAUCAUUGAAAGCCGAAUUCGAGAUGCUAUUGCCCAUGGUUACAUUGUUGACAGGGCCGGUAACCGCAUUGACAUUAUGAAUGAACGUGGUAUUGACAUCCUGGGAGACAUUAUUGAAUCCUCUAUGUACAGUCCCAAUGUCCAAUACUACGGAGCCUUGCAUAACACUGCUCAUAUUGUCCUUGGUCGACAAGGUGAUCCUCAUGGAAAGUACGAUUUACCCCCUGGCGUACUCGAGCACUUUGAAACAGCCACACGUGAUCCUAGCUUCUUUAGGCUUCAUAAAUAUAUGGAUAACAUCUUCAAAGAGCACAAGGACUCACUUCCCCCUUACACUAAGGAAGAACUGACCUUCAACGGUGUAAGUGUUGAUAGUAUGUCUGUUGAUGGUGAACUCGAGACCUACUUUGAAGAUUUUGAAUACAGUCUUCAUAACGCAGUUGAUGACACAGAAGAAAUUGCAGAUGUGGAAAUCUCCACUUACGUGCCUAGACUUAACCACAAGGAUUUUGCUUACAACAUCGACGUUAGCAACAAUCAAGGUGCGGAGGUACUAGCAACAAUCCGCAUUUUUGCUUGGCCUCAUCGUGACAACAAUGGUAUUGAAUACACAUUUGAUGAAGGUCGCUGGAAUGCCAUUGAACUCGAUAAAUUCUGGAUGAAGUUGGCACCAGGAGUCAACCACAUUGUCCGCAAGUCUUCGGAAUCUGCAGUCACAGUCCCUGACGUACCAAGCUUCCAGACCCUCUUCGACAAGACCAAAGAAGCCCUGACUGGCACAGACUCCGGGCUAACAGACUUUGAGAGUGCCACUGGCAUUCCUAACCGAUUCCUCAUCCCCAAGGGUAAUGAACAGGGUCUAGAAUUCGACCUCGUUGUAGCCGUGACAGAUGGUACAGCUGAUGCAGCAAUGGAUGGACUUCAUGAAAGUACCGAUUUCAUUCACUACGGUUCCCAUGGCAAGUACCCUGACAAGCGCCCACAUGGCUACCCUCUGGAUCGCCGAGUUCCAGAUGAUCGUGUGUUUGAUGAGCUUCCCAAUUUCGGACACAUUCAAGUUAAGGUCUUCAAUCAUGGUGAAUAUAUCCAUAACCAUUAAUCUCAUGGAACCUAACUAUGUCUGGUGUUAUACUUUGGAUCUGUAAAGAACACCAGAUUUGUUCAACAAAUUGCCUACAACCAAAUAAAGAAAAUACAAUGGUAUUCUUGAAAUAAAAAAAUUGUACUUAGUAUACAAUUUUCUGUGACAAAGCUA